UAAAGAGCGGUCCAAACAUUGGAAGAAAAUUUUAUGGCUGCUCGCUAUGGCCUAAUGCAGAUUGUCGUUUCUUUGAAUGGUGUGAGGACACUGAUGUGCAAUAUGAUGUCCAAAUAGUGAAAGAUAAAGAUCUACUAAUUGAGCAGUUGUUGGCAGAGAAGAAGUUAUUGGAAGAAAGAGUACACAAGUUGAAGAUGAAGAACAAGAGGUUGGUUGUAGAAGUUGCUGAUUCUCGAAUGGUGGCUUCCAAAACAGCUAGAGGAGAAGCAUAUGCUGUUAUGGUUAUAAUAGCAUCUUGGAUAGUUUUUGGGAUUCUUUCUUAUUUGAAGUAAUGUACCAUGUAAUGUUAAAGUGAUGUAAUAUUAGCA
Molecule: messenger RNA, 368 nt
Organism: Cuscuta europaea
Lineage: Eukaryota; Viridiplantae; Streptophyta; Magnoliopsida; Solanales; Convolvulaceae
Source: the annotation of a GenBank genome assembly